AGAGAGAGAGAGAGAGAAACAGACAGAGAGAGACACCAGCAAUCAGCACUGCACAGGAGAAAAGAAGAAAUGUUGGCAGCAGAAUUAAGACAUGGGGGAUACCUGAAAAAUAUUGGACAUGAAAUUGAUGGAAUGAGGCUGACCAGAAGGAAUCCUGUUAGAACAUACUCUUCUACUACACAACAGACAGCAGUCUCCAGACGGAUUGUUCUUCUGGGUCAAACUGGUGUUGGGAAGAGUGCAGCUGGAAAUACAAUACUGGGACGGGAAAGGUUCAGAUCUGAGAGGAGUAUGGAUUCAGUAACCUGUGAAUGUUCAGUUGCUCAUGCCACUGUUUCAGGCAGAUCAGUGUCUGUAGUCGAUACUCCUGGAUUCUUCAAUUCACAGAUGGAUCUUGGACAGUUAAAGAAUACAAUAACGAAAAGUUAUUUUUUCAGUCCUAGACCACAUGCUUUUCUCAUUGUGCUCAGAGUUGAUGACAGAUUCACUGAUCAGGAGCAGCAGUUUCUUCAGAAGAUUGAGAUGGUGUUUGGUCAGGAGGUGUUAAAAGACGCCAUCAUUCUCUUCACUCGUGGAGAUCAUUUGGAAGGAGAGUCUGUAGAGGAGCUCAUUGAGGAGAACUGUAGAUUAAGAGAUCUAGUAGAUCAGUGUGGAGGCAGAUAUCAUGUCUUCAACAAUAAAGAUCAGAGUAACAGAGAACAGGUGAAUGAUCGACUGCAGAAGAUUGACACAAUGAUAGAGCAAAACAGUGCAGAAAAAGAAAGUAGAAAGUUUUGUUAAACAUUUCAAUCAUUGAAAUCAUUCUGAAAAGUGUAAUGCAUUCUGAAACUUCCAUUGAAUUUUCUUUCCAACUUGUUCCCGGAAAGCCGAAAAUUCAUAAUGGUAGCAUUUUAUUAAAAGUGACAAUGAAUAAAAACCACCAUGUCAUGGAGAGAUGUUAUAAUAUUUUAUAAAUGUAUACAAUUUGCCAUGGAAUCUAUCGAUCUAUCGAUUAUGAUACCCUGCUCCAGACCAUGUUUUUUAUCUGAUGUAUAAUAUGUACAAAACAUUUAUCAUGUGAUGUUCUCUAUGAAGCUGCAAUAAGUCCAUGAGAUCACAAUAAAGACCAAUAUAGGCAG
Molecule: messenger RNA, 1118 nt
Organism: Carassius carassius (crucian carp)
Lineage: Eukaryota; Metazoa; Chordata; Actinopteri; Cypriniformes; Cyprinidae
Product: GTPase IMAP family member 5-like
Exons: 3
Coding region: 70-780 (236 amino acids)
Molecular function (GO): GTP binding
Source: RefSeq, a predicted model, not a curated record